Molecule: messenger RNA, 489 nt
Organism: Lottia gigantea (owl limpet)
Lineage: Eukaryota; Metazoa; Mollusca; Gastropoda; Lottiidae
Exons: 1
Coding region: 1-489 (162 amino acids)
Source: RefSeq, a predicted model, not a curated record
AUGUGGAAUGCAGAUGAACUGAAACAAGAUAAACUGAGUCAAGGUAAACAGAAACAAGAUAAACUGGGUCAAGGUAAACAGAAACAAGAUAAACUGGGUCAAGAUAAACAGAAACAAGAUAAACUGGGUCAAGAUAAACAGAAACAAGAUAAACUGAGUCAAGGUAAACAGAAACAAGAUAAACUGGGUCAAGAUAAACAGAAACAAGAUAAACAGAAACAAGAUAAACUGGGUCAAGAUAAACAGAAACAAGAUAAACUGGGUCAAGAUAAACAGAAACAAGAUAAACUGGGUCAAGGUAAACAGAAACAAGAUAAACUGAGUCAAGAUAAACAGAAACAAGAUAAACUGGGUCAAGAUAAACAGAAACAAGAUAAACUGGGUCAAGAUAAACAGAAACAAGAUAAACUGAGUCAAGAUAAACAGAAACAAGAUAAACUGAGUCAAGGUAAACAGAAACAAGAUAAACUGAGACAAGUGAGGCAUUAA